Molecule: messenger RNA, 4106 nt
Organism: Melopsittacus undulatus (budgerigar)
Lineage: Eukaryota; Metazoa; Chordata; Aves; Psittaciformes; Psittaculidae
Gene: ZNF385C
Product: zinc finger protein 385C
Exons: 9
Coding region: 84-1580 (498 amino acids)
Cellular component (GO): nucleus
Molecular function (GO): zinc ion binding; nucleic acid binding
Source: RefSeq, a predicted model, not a curated record
CAACUUCUUGGGUGGAAUCCGAGCUCCCUGGCACGGCGGCUGCGUUGGGUUUUCAGAGGCAAACCUUGAAAGUGGAUCUGGGCAUGGAUCUGCAUGAAGGCAUGAAGCGACCCCUGAGCCCAUCACACAGCCCCGAGAGUGGGGUGCAGGCGCUGGAGGCCGGGAGCUGCCCCCCGGGCCAGCCCGAGCAGCGCAUGAAGAGGGAGAAGAAGCACCAAUCCUUCACACUGUGCGAGGUCUGCAACAUCCAGCUCAACUCGGCCGCGCAGGCUCAGAUCCACUACAACGGCAAAUCCCACCAGAAGCGCCUCAAGCAGCUCAACAAGGGCAAGAUGCCGGCAGCACAAGGUCCCUCCGGACACAGCAGCCCCCUCUUAGCAUCGUUGCCUAUCCCCGGCCGACCCCUCCAUCCCCCCUUGGACAUCAAGCACUUUCUGACCUUGAGGCUCAACGGGACAUCACCGCUCAACCUCUUCCCCAACUUCAACACGAUGGACCCGGUGCAGAAGGCAGUGAUCAGCCACACGUUUGGGGUGCCCGCGCCGCUCAAGAAGAAGCAGUUCAUCUCCUGCAACAUCUGCCACCUGCGCUUCAACUCUGCCAACCAGGCAGAAGCCCACUACAAGGGCCACAAGCACGCGCGGAGGCUGAAAGCCAUCGAGGCCAUGAAGAACAAGCAGAAGGUGAUGGGGGCUGAUCUGGCCCCCAGCCCCGAGGGCAGCGGGGAGCCCGGCAGCACGGCCCAAGCCAACGGGCUGCCGGAGCCCGAGGGUGAGUGCAGCUCCCUGGGGCUGACCCCCAGCACCGAGGAGUCGCCGUCGGAGCUGCCGGGCACCAUCGCCCCAUUGGGGUCCCCCCCGGCCUCGGAGCUGUCGGAGGCCACCUCGGACACCACGAGCGUGACCUCCCCGGGCACCGAGGUGCAGGCAGCGGAAUCAGGCAGCAGCAGUGGCAGCUCAGCCCCUGAGAGCGAGGGCAAGAAGAGCAAACAGCAUCUGUACUGCCCCACGUGCAAGGUGACCGUCAACUCCCUGUCCCAGCUGGAGGCUCACAACACCGGUGCCAAGCACAAGUCCAUGCUGGAGGGUCACGGCGCCCAGAUGCGGCGAGGCCGAGGCAAGCUCCUCUCCCGGGCAGGGCACAAGUCCAAGCGGAUCGGGAACAAGGGCAGCAUCAACAUCCAGAACAAGGCGUUUCACUGCCAAGUGUGUGAGAUCUACGUCAAUUCGGAGACGCAGCUCAAACAGCACAUGAGCAGCCGGAGGCACAAAGACAGGCUGGCAGGGAAGCCACCCAAGCCCAAGUACAGCCCCUAUAACAAGCUGCAGAAGAAUGCUGCCCUCGCAGUGAGUAUUCUCAAGUCCAAGCUGGCUCUGCAGAAGCACCUCACCAAGACGUUGGCAACGCGUUUCCUGCCCGGCCCUCUGGCCGCCGUCUGCGCCCUGCCCGGGCCGCUGCCGCUGCGCCCCGCGGCCGCCACCGCGCUCUUCCAAGCGCCGCUGCUCGGCCCAGCGCUCUUCCGAACGCCGCCGGCUCACGUCCGCCCCACGCCCGGUCCCAUCGUGUUCGCUCCCUACUGAAGCCGCCGCUGCGGGUCCGUCGCUGCGCUGCGGGGCUGCCCCGGGUCCGUCGCUGCGCUGCGGGGCUGCCCCGGGACCGUCGCUGCGCUGCGGGGCUGCCCCGGGUCCGUCUCUGCGCUGCGGGGCUGCCCCGGGACCGUCGCUGCGCUGCGGGGCUGCCCCGGGUCCGUCGCUGCGCUGCGGGGCUGCCCCGGGUCCAUCGCUGCGCUUCCAGCUGGUGGGAAACCGUAGUCGUAGGCACCAACCCCGGCUUCUCCUCCGCUUCCCGUGCGCUCCUGCGGGAGCCGAUGCCCCGGCAGAGCCCAGCCAGCCCCACCGCGCGUCCCCGCUCUGCCCUGCCCGUGCUGGUGCGCAACAGAGCCCCUCGCAGGGCUGAGCACAAGGAGAGGAGGGUGCCCGGGUCACCAGGACCAUUGCGUGGCCAAGGGGCUCGAUGGCUUCUUGUUCAUCCCCCUCCCAGUUACCAGACUGGAAGAGGAGCCGGCUGGUCCCUGCGCGGGGAAGCAUCCCUCUGGCCAGCCCAGCAGGAAGGGAGCUGCGAGGGCAGCCUCAGCCCAGCUCUGACUGGAUGGAACAUCCCAGCACAAGUGGGAAGUUGGAAGUUCCCCCUCGGGCCGGACUGGCUGUGCCCUCACCAGCCCUGCACUUGCCUGUGCUGGCUGGGGGGGUUCUGUGAUGCCCACCAGCCUCCUAGACCCCAAACUCCACAUCCCACCAGCCAAAGAGCCAUCGCUGUGGAGGGCACCGGCUCCACUGCCCGUAUCUUCACUCCAAGAGCAAUAGCUGAAGCCCAGGGCCGGUGCCUCAUCCCUUGGAAAGCACAUUGCCCGGCCCCGGGAAGCCCAGAGUGCGUGCGGGUCCCUGUGCUCAGCACCAGCUCUUUGCCCUGCCCCUACCUCCCGGGAGAUGCUGUGAGGCUGAGUGAAUGUCCCUAAAGCACUUUUGGUUCUCCAGUGAAAGGCAACGCUGCUGCCUUCCAACCCCGUUCCCAUUAGGAGCUUCCAGGGAGUUACAGAUGAUUCCCAAACCCCAAGCUGUCCCCAGCAGCCCGGACAAUCAGGUACAAAGGAGCAGGCGGCACCCGGUGAUGCUCCCAUCGUAGCCUGCAGGAAUCUGGGCUCCGGAGGGACCCCUGAGCCGUAGCUCUGCUUUUCACUGUGCUCACAAAGCCCAGCGGUGACGUGGUUUGGAGCUGGACCUGCGGCUCCGGGUUCCUGGCACGCUGCUGCAAAUGGAAAUAUGCAGGAAAGUUGCAACCCAAACAGCCCCAAGGCUGGAGUGAAACCCACCCGAUCUAUGCAAUGCAGGGGAGCAGCUCGCCCUCGCUCUGCGCUUACCUUGGUGCUGAUGCUGACUGUGCACCCAGAGCAGAACCACCCGAUGCAGCUCCGUGCAGGUGAUUCCCUCUCCGUGCCCUGGCCCCGGGUGAUGGGUCAGGUCUCUGCUGUGGCCCCAUGGGAAGAGGCAGGUGGGUCUGUGCACCUGGGAAUCCACAGGCACAGGAAGCACAUCCAACACCUUGGCCAGGAGCAAUGUCUGGAUUUCAGGAUUUUUCCUCCACUGAUGCUCCUGGCGAUGGGAAGUGAAUGGGAAGCAGCCAACGGGUAACCCAAGGGGCUGAAAUGCUGCUGCUGCCCAGAGCUGGAGCUUUGCACAAGGGCAGGAGGCUUGCACGGAGCACGGAGCUGUGCACCUGCAUCUGCCAUGGGCAGCACUGAGCCUUGGUGCCACCGCACCCAGCCACAGAGGACAGGAGCACGGGGGAGCCCCUGGGUAUGGAUUCAUCUCUCAGGACAGCUCCACACCAGAGGAGGAGGAGAGUGGAGAGGGCACCAGAGAAGAGCGAGCUUGAAUGGAAGGUUGGGGGUAGAGCCAACCACGAGCUCCUGCAGCGGUGAUGGGAGAUGUGGCUCGAGGAAGGCUCCAGCAGCAGAGGCCUCAGCAGGGACAGGAGGUGGUCGCACAGCCCCAGGGACACGUGCAGCCCACACGCCAUGGGGCAGGAGGGAGGACACAGCUCCCAGUGCAUGGCAGUGCCAAGCAGCCCGUGGCUCCAGCCCUCCCCUGCUCACCUGCCUGCAGCAGAGGGGGCCCCAUCGGUGCCCUCCAGCCUCAGGAGCUGGGAGCAGCCCCGCUCCAGCCUGCAGGAGCCAUUGGACACUGGGGGGGGGGGGGUCGUUCCCCUGCGUUUUGUUCUCUAAAAGGCCUGUGCUGGAGCCAGCAGCAGCUGCUCAGUCACCCCCCACCAGUGGAGUCCUGGUACACUCCUCUACUUGGCACUUUAACCCUUGAAAGCCAUUCCUUCUAAUAACAAUAAUACUGCAAUGAGAACCCCCCCCCUUCUACCAUGUCCCAGGCCCCCCAGCCCCCUGCUCCUGUGCUAUCCAAAGCAUUUACUGCCUUUGACUUAGCAUAUGCUGUACUAGGUUGUAGGGCAUAGUCCAUAGCGCUCGAUACCGUGUGCCCCUCUGUACAUAACCUUGGAGUGAUGUGAACAGUUUGAUUCAAACAAACCAACCCCCCCCC